Closterium sp. NIES-67 is the source of this 1679-nucleotide messenger RNA. The record is from the annotation of a GenBank genome assembly. NCBI's taxonomy places the organism in Eukaryota, Viridiplantae, Streptophyta, Zygnematophyceae, Desmidiales, Closteriaceae.
GAUACCCAUCGUGGCCAGCAGUGCCCUCAGGCUCGCACGAAUGAUAACCUACAUUCCAGCCACAGUCGUUGGCAACGACUGAACGGGGGAAUCCAUCUACUCAGCCGGAUAGCACCCACACACCGUCGAAAUUUUUGUUGUGUCUAGGUAGGAGCAUCCACCCCGUCAUCACUCCCGAUACCUCGCAAACAUUCUCGGGACACGACACUACUAGGUAGCUGAACAUCCGGGUCAAGACUUCCCUGUGAGACCCCAGCUUUUCGUAAAAGCUUGGUGCGACAUCCUCAUCAGUGCAGCUUCUCGCCAUCGAUUCAUAAAAAAGCAGCGCCAAGAUGACGACCUCUAGUUUUCUCCAUCCCGUUACCGUCGUGGCGCUUCUCGCACUGUUUCUCGCAUUACUCGAACCUGCAGCGGGAGAAGUAGGGAAGCCAAUGUCAGCGCCGGUUGUUUCAGCUAAAACCGGCCUGACCUUUACUCUGCUGCCCAGAAACCGAUUCGGCGCGAAAUGCCUCGACGGCAGUCCUCCAGGGUACUACUUUCGGCCAGGCUCCGGUAAGGGUAGCGACUCGUGGCACGUCUUCCUGCCCUACGGCGGGUGGUGCACAACGCCCGAAGAGUGCAGGUGGCGCGCCACGCAGAGCAACUACGGCUCGACGAAACCGGCAUUGCAGGCCACCAACCCUUUCAACAACGCCUUGUGGGGAUACCGGGGGAUUCUAAGCGCGAAUGUGUCGGAAAACCCGCGGUUUUACAACUGGAACUUAGUGAUGCCCGUGUACUGCGAUGGCGGGGGAUUCGCGGGCCGCGCGGGGUUCAAGAACGUGAGCGGAACUGACGGCGUGUUUUUGGCUGGUUGGAAUAUCAUCAAAGCUGUUCUCACAGAUGUCACCGACCGGCGGGGGCUGAAGAACGCCUCCCAGGUGCUGCUGUCGGGGGUGUCGGCGGGCGCCGAGGCGGUGGUCACUCUGUGCGACCAGCUGCCCGCCCUCGUGCCGUCCGCCAAAACCACCAAGUGCCUCAUGGACUCGGGCUUCUUCCUUGAUUCGUUGGACAAAAAGAACAAGCACACGUUCAAGAGGAAAGUAAUCCGGAUGGCUGCACUGCAUGAUUUCAUUGGCAACCCAAGAUGUGCCAGAGCACAAAACACGACGAGCAAGUGGAAAUGCUUUUUCCCCCAGCAUGCGACCAAGUUCAUCAAAUCGCAAGUCUUCAUCGUCAACUCGCUCUUCGACUUCAAUACCCUCCUCCUUGGUAACCAGCUCCCUGCUAAUGGGACGUAUGCGAGCGAGUGUAUCAACGAGGUUAUGAGUGUACCAGACCUUAUGGGGCAAAUGCAGGCGAAUACAUCGCCUCGAGUACUCGCGUGGAAAAACGCGAAUAAGAAGUGUACACUAGCGGAGUCGCGGGCGGUUAUUGGAUUCGCGAAGCAGCUGCAGGAGGUUACAAGCUCGCUGAAAUCUGGCAAAUUCAGCAGCUUUGUAGCAUACUCUUCUAACCACGGAAUUAUCAACCACAAUACUUGGAACACUUUCACCUCGAAUGGUUUGAGUUUGAGGGAAACAGUGGAAGGGUGGUACUUUGGAUCCUGAGCCUGAUUUUGCUCAAGACUGCCUUGUAAAUGUAGAGAGUUGUAGUAUGCAAAUGAGUUGGUAUGAUGGAAAUACAUGGUCUUUCACGUG